AUGCGCUACUCAAUUAUUUUCUUCGCCGCUCUCUUUGGAUCUGCUACCGCCACGCAGGUUGGCGAGCUUGAGGACCGUGACAUCCAAGAUGCCGCUGUCUCUGCUCUUCAGGAGCGAGCCCCUGUCAUGAGACCGCCUGGCUGGAAGGGUAUUGGUAUGCCUUACCGUAAAACGCCAUUUCUCCCCAAAGGCCGCCCAAGUCGCCCAAAGCGCCUCCGCGAUCUUGACGCACUUGAGGAGAGGGAUCUCUUUGAGGAUUCCUUCUCUGCUCUUCAGGAGCGGGCUCCUGUCAUGAGACCACCUGGCUGGAAGGGUAUUGGUAGGCCUUACCCCAAGACGCCUUUUCUCCCUAAAGGCCGCCCAACCCGCCGCAAGAGGGAUCUGGACGAACUUGAAAGCAGGCCUUUUCAGCGAAGGGCGAUGCCUGGCUCCAUGCCUCGACGUAUAGGCUCGGGCGGGUCUCGCCCUAACAAGUUUUAUUAUAAAGGUCUUGCGGCCCCUAGGCGCCGUCCCCGCGAUGUUGAGGAGCUCGACGAACGCGACCUUUAUGAAGAUGCAUGGUUUGAUUCGGAGGAGUAA
This is a messenger RNA of Clonostachys byssicola, 579 nucleotides long. NCBI's taxonomy places the organism in Eukaryota, Fungi, Ascomycota, Sordariomycetes, Hypocreales, Bionectriaceae. The record is from the annotation of a GenBank genome assembly.